This is a messenger RNA of Anopheles arabiensis, 3080 nucleotides long. Its product is annotated as aminopeptidase N-like. Gene Ontology annotation, cellular component: cytoplasm. Gene Ontology annotation, biological process: peptide catabolic process; proteolysis. The record is from RefSeq and is a predicted model, not a curated record. Bases 26 to 2902 code for a protein of 958 amino acids. Gene Ontology annotation, molecular function: peptide binding; metalloaminopeptidase activity; zinc ion binding. The transcript has 4 exons. Lineage: Eukaryota; Metazoa; Arthropoda; Insecta; Diptera; Culicidae.
AGUCUCCGUUUCGACGGCUUACAGAAUGGUUAAGUGGCAUCUUACUGGGUACCGGCGGUGGAUUAGUAGUCCGACCGGUUCCGUACUACUGCUAGUGUUAUUGGCUCUCGUUGGUGAUUACUCCUCACGAGGUGUAUUUGCAGCCAGCCCUCUACCCGACCAAAGUGAUGUGCUCUACCACGCCGCCAGUGUGUCCUCGAUCGCCGCUACGCGGGACGUAGACAGCACUUACUUCCUGCCGAAUACAACCGUCCCAACGCACUACUCAAUAUCGCUGCGCACCGAUAUCCACAACGAUGUGCGAACGUUCAGUGCAAUCACGCGCAUCUAUCUGACCGUGCUGGCACCUACCGAUCUGAUCGUAAUGCAUGUGCAGGAGCUCAACAUCGCAAGUGUGGCCCUGUAUCGGAUUGCUUCUACCGGGGGCAAUGAAAUCUGGAUCGAUUCACCGACGUACAUGAUCGAUAUCGUCCGGGAGCACGUUACGUUCCGCACGGCCGGCAUGCUGCCGCUCGGCAAUUACGCGCUAGAGGUCGCGUACACUGGUUCGAUGCGCAACUACCAGAGCGGUUACCUGGUGUCGCGCUAUCGAAACGAGGCGAACGAGUGGCGCUCGGUGGGAACGACCCACUUCCAGGCGACGCUUGCCCGCCGCGUCUUUCCGUGCUACGAUGAGCCGGCCCUGAAGGCGACCUUCGACCUGAAGAUCACCCACCACCGGGCGUACACGGCGAUCGCAAACAUGCCCCUAGCCGGCACGGAGAUCGAUCCCAACAACAGGGAAUAUCUGGUCAGCCGGUUCGAACGUACCCCGCUAAUGUCCACCUACCUGCUGGCGUUCGCGGUGACAGAUUUUAAGACGCUGCGCAACGGCCAGCACGAGAUAGUGGUGCGGAGCAAUGCGCAGGACGAUGCGAUGUACGCGCUGACCGUCGGGUCGACGAUUCUGGAGCGAUUGGGCUCUUAUCUGGAGUUGUCGUACUACGACUACAUGCCCAAGAUGACUUCGAUCGCCGUGCCGGACCGUGGGACGGGCGCGAUGGAGAACUGGGGCCUGGUGACGUACGGGGAACCGUCGCUGUUGUACAACCCGGCCGUAAAUACCUAUCGCAAUCGUAAACGCGUUACGACCGUCAUUGCGCACGAGUACGCGCACCAGUGGUUUGGCGAUCUGGUUAGCCCCCGCUCGUGGGACUUCAUCUGGCUGAGCGAGGGUUUUGCGACGCUGUACGAGUACCUUGCGACACGGCUGGCCGAACCGGGCGAUGAGUACUGGGAGCUGUUCAGUGUGGAGGUCGUGCAGCGAGCGUUCCUUCAGGAUGCGAACGAACAGAUCCGUCCGAUCAAUUGGCAGGCGGCGACACAGGCGGAAGUGAGCAGUUUGUUCGAUAUUAUUGCGUACCAGAAAGCCGGCAGUGUGCUGAACAUGUUCCGCAAUGUGCUAGGGGAAAGCGAGUGGCGCCAGGGUUUGACCCAGUACCUGACCGACCGUGGCUAUGACGCUGCAACGGAAGAGAACCUAGCGCUGCACCUGCAGCGUGCCGUCGAGGGGAAGGACAUCCUACCGCCAACGGCGAACGUGCGCGAUCUGCUUGCCUCCUGGACCGAUGCGCCCGGCUUUCCCGUGCUGAACGUGUACCGGCUGUACCGGGACGGCAUGAUGAUCCUCUCCCAGGAGCGCUUCCUCGAGCAGAGCGUUCUGCCGACCGGCCACGUGUGGCACAUCCCUUUCAACUAUGCGUACGAAUCGUCCGCAACGUUCUACGAUCUCACCACCGCCGGCUGGCUAUCGUCCCGGGCGGCCAAACUGGAAACGCCCGUACCGGACGAUGAGUGGGUCGUGUUCAACAAACAGCAGACGGGCUACUAUCGCGUGAACUACGAUCGCCGCAACUGGGACCUGCUGGCGCAGGCACUGAUGGCCAACCGUAACGCCAUACACCGGGCCAACCGUGCGCAACUGAUAGACGAUGCGUUCAAUCUGGCCCGUGCCGAUCUGCUCGAUAUGGCGGUUGUGUUGCGGCUCAUGCGCUAUCUGCGCGCCGAGCGCGACUAUGCGCCAUGGUACGCGGCGGACAAGGUACUGACCUACCUGUACGACAAGGUGCGUGCCACCGAGCAUGAGCAUGCGUUUUUGGUGUACGUAGAUGAGCUGAUCGAGGAGGUUUACUCUACACUUUCGGUGGAUACGGUCGGACAGGGUGAGUCGACGCUGUACAAGUACCUGCGGCAGUUGAUCACCGGCUGGGCUUGUCGCAUCGGUUACAAGGAUUGUUUGGAGCGAUCGCGAGCAGCACUCAGAAAGGAGUUCCUGCCCGGUCAGGGAGAGUCCUCCGUAGCCGUACAUCCGGAUGUGCGGGCCGUGGUGUACUGUUACGGUUUGCAGCAGGACAGCGCGGAGGAGUUCCAGCUCAUCUUCCAGCGGCUGAUGGCGUCGCGCAAUCAGGCCGAACGGACUGAUCUUAUAGACGCGCUUGGCUGUGCUCGGAAUGCGGACAGCAUUACUUCACUCCUAGCGACGAUCGUGUUCAGUGCCGCACCGGACACAACGUUCGUCUACCUGUCGGAGGAACGGAAUCGAGUGUUCCAAGCAAUCUACUCCGGUGGAAGAGCACCGACGCUUGCGCUCAUGAAUGUGCUCAGUGAUCCCGUCUCGGUGCAGCAACUUUUGGCCAUUGUUGGGGAAGGAACGAUCACCAAUGCCGUCAUGAACAUUGCCCAGCGCACUAACGGAGCAGAGGAAAUGGCCCGCCUCGAAAUGAUGCUCACGGCAAUGAAUGGAAUCCUUCCACCAGGUACACUCAAUAAUGCCAGGGAUACGGCAGCUGCACGUCCGCAAUGGUUCACUACAGCGGAGGGACUAAUCGUGGGCGAGUUUUUGGAGCAAUACAAUCUUCCCUAGAAUGUACGGUUAAGAUUUGCUAUCUCUCUAGCUGUCAAUCUUUAAUGUCAACAACUAUCAGGCUGUACCUUCUCCGAUUGCCUAUCACGUGAAGUCAAUCGGCGCCUGACUGAUAAGGUUGAAUCAUAAUAAAAGAAGCUAGAGUGUGAUUUGUUCAUAAGCAAAUAAGUCGGAUGUA